Dipodomys ordii (Ord's kangaroo rat) is the source of this 1420-nucleotide messenger RNA. RefSeq names its product mucin 13, cell surface associated (gene Muc13). Lineage: Eukaryota; Metazoa; Chordata; Mammalia; Rodentia; Heteromyidae. The transcript is spliced from 11 exons. The record is from RefSeq and is a predicted model, not a curated record. Bases 1 to 1140 code for a protein of 379 amino acids.
AUGCGUGCUGCAGGUCUGGUGCAGGCUUCUGUUCAAAACAUUUUUGCAGAAGAUACAGACCAAACCGAGUCCACUGUGUCUGAUCUCAUUCUCCAGGCAGCAGAGAAUGACACAGAUAUUUCAGUUAAUAAUAGUACCAGUGACCUUUGCCAAGGGGACCCCUGUGGCAUUGCUUCCUGCGUGGAACUAAACAACAAACAUUUCUGCAAAUGCCCGGAGGGAUAUUAUUAUACCUCUCUAAACUGCACAAAAGGAAAGACAUUCCUCAGAGAGAUUACAGUAACAGUAAAUGACACAUCUGGCUUGGAUGAUGAACAUUCUUUGAAUUACCAAGAGUUACAUGAUAAAAUCAAUACAUUUUUUACAGAUGCACUGAAGGAUACUGAUUAUAAACAGACUGUGAUUGCUCAAGUAAGCAUUCUCAGUGGGUCAGCAAGAUCCCUAAUGCGUGCUGCAGGUCUGGUGCGGGCUUCUGUUCAAAACAUUUUUGCAGAAGAUACAAAGCAAACCGAGUCCACUGUGUCUGUUCUCAUUCUCCGGGCAGCAGAGAAUAACCCAGAUAUUUCAGUUAAUAUUAGGAUGGAUCCAUGUGAAUCUUCUGGUUGUAAAUAUGAUGGUAAUAACUGCACUGAUAUUUUACUAUGUGAAUGCAAAACUGGGCUGCAAAGACCUAACCCAUUUUCUACUUGUAAUGGUCUACAUUGUCCUGACAACUGCAUUGCUGAGAACAAAAAGCAAUGUACAAGGGACAGCAAUGGAGCCUCCGUGUGUGAGUGCCUGCCAGGCUACAAGAAUGACAAAGGGUUCUGUGAAAAGUGUCCAUUUGGCUACAAUGGAAAGGACUGUGAAGACCAAUUUCAGCUGAUCCUCACUAUUGUGGGUACCAUUGCUGCCUUCCUCAUCCUUGCCUUGGUGAUUGCCCUCAUUGUCUCUGUAAGAUCAAAGAACAAAGGCAAAAACAUAGAAGAACAGCACUUGAUUGACAACGACUUUCAGAACCUGCGCCUGCAGCAGACCGGCUUCAGCAAUGCUGGAGCAGAAGGGAACAUAUUCCCCCAAGUCAGAACCUCGGCCUCCAGAAACACUCCUGAACAGAACCCAUACAUCAGCCAGAAGAGUAUCCCGCGCCCCGACUACUAGAAUGGAAAAAAAAAUGUGGACGCCUCCAUCUCUCUAGCCAUAUACACCAUGAGUUUGAGAUGCAGAUCGGUGAGCAGCAUGAAGCUCUGGCCUCUGGUAUUUCCUUCUGGCCAGCACCGUGGGUCCCUCUAAAUGCUGACAAGGAUCACAGCUUGUUAAAGAAGUACCUGUGAAAUUAAAUAUGCAUAUGUGCUACCAGCACUUGUAACAUAAUUGAUUUUCUCCAAUCUGUACCCAGCACUAAGACAGCAGUUGGGUUUUGUUCUUUUCUUGAUCGCGA